AUGACUCUGAACACCGGGCCGGGCUAUGGCAGUCUGUCCGCCCCGUACUUCUCCAACAGUGUCUCUGGUGCGGAGCACAGCACUGAGGCCGCGCCGCUGCUCAUCCCCGAGCAGGAGGAGGGAGAGCGGGCAGGAUGGCGGCCUCUGACCCGGGAGCAGCUGGAGGAGGCGGCGGGGGGCCCGGGCUGGAGGAAGUUUCGCUUUUACCUGGUGCUGCUUUUCUGGUUCACCUGGAUGGCCCUUCUCGGCACAGCCGUCGCCAUCCUCAUAAUGGCCCCGAAGCCCGUGGCGCAGCCGCUGAAGUGGUGGCAGAAGUCUCUGUUCUACCAACUCCAGCCACAGCUACAGAUGGAGGCUGCGCUGGAGGGCUCUGGGAAGACCAGUGCCUUGCAUGAGAAGCUGUCUUACCUCCGGUCUCUGGGAGUGGGAGCACUGAUCUUGGAGGGGCUGUUUGGGACAGAGGUGAACAUCACAGCCAUCGUCAAAGGCUCUACAACAUUUCCUAUGAUUCAAUACCUCAUCCAGGAGGGCAACAAAGCAGAUCUAAAGGUUGUAAUUGACUUUUGUGAUGUGGACCUGGUGGAAGCUCAGACUGAAGGAAAGGGCACGGACAACUCCAACCCCUUGGCCAAAGUGAAGGAUGCACUUUGGUUCUGGCUGGCUCAGGGAGUAGCAGGGUUUACCAUCUGUGACACUGACGACGCAUAUUCUGAGAAGACUCUAGAAGAAUGGAGAGUUAUUCUCAAAGAAUUUAAUGCAGGGGUUGAAAGCAUAAUUUUAGUCAAACAAAGAAGAGAUACCUUGAUUCCCCUAAAAUCCUCAAACGUGAACACUUCACUGGUAGAUGUGGUCAUUAAAUCCAUCCUGCCCGUGUUGCCACACAUUCUGUCUGGGCAGGAAGUCUCAAGUGCCAUCGAGACACAUCUGUACAGAGCAGAGAGCAGUGGCAUAUGGAACAGCUGGAUGGUUGGUGGUAGAGCAUCAGAUGAGUUAAAGAACCUUCUGCUGGUACUGCUGAUGACACUGCCCGGGUCACCUGCUGUGGAGGACGAUUCAGAUGUUGACCAAACAAAGAACAUUGCUCUGAGCUUGGCUGUGGUCAGAAAGAACAGUGAUGCUGAUUCAGAUUCCCUAGAGAAACAGAAGUCUCGGCGUGUCGCUCAGGCCUUGUUCAGCUCUCUCAGUCAGUCCAGGGCCCGAGAGGAGGCCCUUCUGUACGGCUCCUUCAGCUUCCUCCCCUUCCCCAGCUCAAACUCCACCUUCUCCCCUCGGCCUUCUGCCCUGGCUUUCCUGCGCUCGUGGGGGUGUGUCCACUUCCUCAUUCUGCUCAAUAUCGGAGUUGAGCCCCACACCCUGGACCCUGUGUGGUUCCCCAGUCUCCCAGAGGCCGGCGUGUUUGUGGCCAGUACCGGGAUGGACCGCUUGGGGGCGACAUCUCUGAACAACUUAGUGCUACAGCCAUAUGAGGCCAUUGUUAUAAAACUGUUUGAGGCUGGAGCGUAUUCAUAA
This is a messenger RNA of Knipowitschia caucasica, 1509 nucleotides long. The record is from the annotation of a GenBank genome assembly. NCBI's taxonomy places the organism in Eukaryota, Metazoa, Chordata, Actinopteri, Gobiiformes, Gobiidae.